This is a messenger RNA of Trichobilharzia szidati, 838 nucleotides long. Lineage: Eukaryota; Metazoa; Platyhelminthes; Trematoda; Strigeidida; Schistosomatidae. The record is from the annotation of a GenBank genome assembly.
CUGUGAACAACUUUCACAAAUGUGCUAUAUAACCAUGACAAAGUUGUAAUUUAGUAAUAAAUAAUACUUUCGUUUGUCAACGUAACCGACAGAUUUGUGUUUUGACUGUUGGUGUUCUUAUUCGACUGAUUAGUGGUAGAAAGUGAUCGACUCUUCCACUGUUUGACAGUUAAGAAAUCAUUAAUCAAGAAGAAGAAGAAAUAAAAAAAGGAAACUAUUUACACACAUAACCUAGAAUGGCUUCAGUUGCAAAGAUCAUAUAUCUAAUUUCUAUACUGGUUGCAAUCGCUUGCAUAGUUGUAUCGAUAGCUAUCAGUCCAGCUUGGAGCGCUGAUUCAAGUAAUUCCCUUUUGAAAGCGAAUGGAGCACUCAGUGUUGUCGGCUUGGUACUAUUAGUGAUAGCUGCUAUACUCGCCAUUGUUUUGAUCUGCAGAGAUUACUCACGGAGAAUAAUGAUUGCUAUUAUUGUUCUUUUGGUUUUAGCCUUAAUAUGCUUUAUUGUCGCGUUGGCUGUCUACGGUCAAGGAUUGAACUGGCAGGCAUGGCUACUGUCAGCUAUGUUCAUCGCGGGGAUAUGCCCUAAAGGAUAAAACACACCAAUUACUGCUCACAAAGUGUUUUAAGUAUGUGACCAAAUAUUAUCUACUUGUGUUUAUUUUUUUAAAACCAAUAUAAACCGUCAUAUGGACUGCAAAGACAUUUCUGUUAAGAGUUCUAUUUGUCUGUUUAUGGGCGGGGUAGAGGGAAGUAACACAAACACAAAUAAAAUGACACUUUAUUUUUUAUAGUUAUGAAUAAAGAUUCGGUUUCACUGUCAAAAAAUAGACGUAUUUUUCAC